Messenger RNA from Puccinia triticina, 864 nucleotides. RefSeq lists its product as uncharacterized. Gene Ontology annotation, biological process: U4 snRNA 3'-end processing; rRNA catabolic process; poly(A)-dependent snoRNA 3'-end processing. The transcript has 3 exons. Lineage: Eukaryota; Fungi; Basidiomycota; Pucciniomycetes; Pucciniales; Pucciniaceae. The record is from RefSeq and is a predicted model, not a curated record. The coding region runs from base 1 to 864 and encodes 287 amino acids. Gene Ontology annotation, cellular component: nucleolus; cytoplasmic exosome (RNase complex); nuclear exosome (RNase complex).
AUGUCGAGCACACUCUUCGGACACCUCCAGGGUGCAGCCAGCCAGGCUGGAAACAGCAACAGCAAUCCUACCAUCGACCGCAGAAGAUUCGUUGGCCCUGAAACUUCCACCCCUUUCCCCGAUUUCCCAGUUGUAACAACAACGACCGGCUCGGCAACAAACGCCGAUCGAGCUGAUGGCCGCACCCACAAAGAUAGUCGCCCGAUAGGCAUUAAAGUUGGUCUGAUUUCUCAAGCGAAUGGGAGCUGUUACAUCGAAUCUGGAAAAUCGAAAGUGAUUUGUGCAGUGUAUGGCCCGAAGCCUCGAUCAUCCUUGUCGAACUCUGCAUCACUGUCGCCUCUUGUGAUCAGUAUGAGAUUCGCGCCUUUUUGUAUGGCCGGCGCUCGAAUGAUACCCACUGCUUUGGGGGGUGUCGAAACCACGGUAUCUCAGUUGACCCAGCAAGCAUUGAUGCCUGCUCUGCUGCCGAUGAGCGACUCGUCCCUCGUCGAGAUUCACAUCACCGUACUUGAAUGGGACGGCCCACUGAGUCCUGGUCCAUGUGUCUUGGCUUCUAGCAUCGCUCUCGCUUCAGCCGGGAUCCCGACCCUCGGCCUGGUGAUCCCUACCACGCUCGCCCUCUCCAAAGAUGUCUAUCUGGAUCCCACCGCAACCGAAGCCGAGGCCGCGUCAGCGAUCUUCGACCUCGCCUCGAUCCCCGCGAUGGGCACAGUCACCCAUGUCGGUUUCCGGUCGACUACUGAUUGGAAAUCCGCACCCAUCGAAGCCGAUAUCUUUGAUCGUUGUCUCGACCUGUGUAAAUCCAAUGCUGAAAUCAUUCAUGGUCUUGCCUCUGCGGCUCUCAAAGAUCAUCUCGCUACUUGA